CUCCUAGCUUCAACCCUGGAAGAGGAAAACUCUGCUGAGGAGGAGGAAGCUGAUGUCAAACCAACAGCUUCGGAUUUGAUGCAGUCGAGUUCAUCUCCGUCUUCUGAAGCGGCGGGAAGCACAGGCAGAGACAGCUCCUCUCCUGCAUCGGUGGUAAACGGGAUGAAAGUGGUGAAGUUAUCAAUCCCCAGAUUGGAGUCGGUGAGGAUGACUGAAGAGAUGAAGUCAUCUCCUUCGCCUCCUUUGGCCAAAGUGAAGGACGAGCCGGUGGACGAGGAGUACGAACAGGCGCUGAUUUCCUCCACGUCUACAGCGAGCGUCAAAGAUGAACCCGCCAAGGAUGACCUGAGGAUCGGUUCGGUGUACUCUGUGACUCCCUCUGGAGACACGCGUCCCUGCAUCAGCCCGUCAUCCGUCCACAUGUCCUGCUCCAACUGCAGGAAGAACCUGCUUAAAGGACAGACGGCUUUCCAGAGGAAGGGCUCCCCGGCGCUGUUCUGCUCCACCGCCUGCCUCACUUCGUCGCUUCCAUCCAAAGGAGGAUCGAAGCUCUGUAACAACUGCCAAAAGUCGAUCACUCGGCCUCAGGAUGUGGUUCUAGCUUCAGACACCAACGGAACCAUGAAGGAGUUCUGUGGCCAGAGCUGCAUGAACUCCUUCAACUACAAGAAACAGGGGCUCAGCCUCCGCCCCGCAGAUGCACCGCCAAAAACCCCGCAGACCCAGUCGCUCUGCAGCAUGUGCUCCAGAUUCAGCACCAGCAAACACGAGGUGAUACUGAGGGGCACCAUUCACAAGAUGUGCAGCGACUCCUGCUUCAACCGUUUCCGCACCCUCAACAACCUGACCAUGGCCGGCUGCGCCAACUGUGGCUCGUACUGCCAGAGCAAACCCGUCAUGCUGAAGCUAGACGAUAGCAGCAAAACACUGUGCAACAUGGACUGUUUGGCCAAAUAUAAGGAGAAAACAAAGGUGAUUUUGCAGUGCACCAUGUGCCGCACUCCGCAGAUGCUCCACCAGAUGACCAGCAACAAAAACAGCGACGAGUCCGUGAACAUGUUCUGCAGCAACAGCUGUUUGAUGGCCUUUAAGGUCCAGAGCGUCAGUUCUUCAGGAGCUCGGUUGAACUGUGAUAACUGUGGUAAGAACACAGUACCUUCGUAUCACCUGGCCAUGUCAGAUACCUCCAUCAGGAACUUCUGCAGCAUGCCGUGCGUCAUGACUUUCCAGGACAAGUUCAAGAAGAAUCAGACGCAGGUGAAUGCUUUCACCAAGCUACCGGUCGGGUCCUCCCAGUCCAAGAUCGCCACUCCAACACAGCUGGUCGAUGCCAUGAAGCUCAACUGCUUCCAGUGCAGCCAAGUCAUCACGUCUAAGCCUGAGAUCAUCCAGAUACAGGACAAGAUAGUUUUCUUGUGUAGUUCUGACUGUUCGAUGGAGUACAAGAAAGCCAACGCUGUGAUGAGUCUGUGUGAAUACUGCAAGAUCGAAAAGAUCACCAGAGAGGCCAAGAGAAUCAACAACAAAGACUGCUACUUCUGCAGCGACGGCUGUAAGCUCCUCUUCAGACACGAGCUGAGUAAAAACUGGGGGAAACACUGCAACUCCUGCGUUUACUGCCACUGUGCCUCCAAGAAGCUGGUGACGGCGCAGUACGGAGGCUCCAUCGAGGAGUUCUGCUCCGAGGAGUGCAGGUCCAAAUACACCAUGCUGUUCUGUCAUGUAGCAAAGUGCGACAGCUGCGGGCGUAAAGGGAAGCUGAAGCAGAGUCUUCCUUUGCUGGGAGAGGUCAAACAUUUCUGUGGCAUCAGCUGUCUGCUGAGGUUCUGCUGCGAUAAGGCGGCCACUCAGGGGGAGGUCCCGAAAGCUACAGGUGAGGCCACCCCCGUCAUCGCCAGCGUCAUGUCCCUCGCUGACCAGUCAGCUGGAAAAUCCAAAUCGGCAGAUAAAACAGCCCAGCCAAGCUCCAGGUUAAAGUCAAGGACUUCUGGAAACAUCAGCGUCCAGACGGACUCGCCCAAAGCCCAGCCCGCUGCUCCUCCUCCUCCUGCCGCUUCGGCUCCAAAGUUACUGAAGAACAAAGCUCUGCUGUGUAAACCUCUGGUGCAGAACAAGGGAGUUUCCUGCAAAACACAGACGGUCAGCGUGGAGGCGCAGACGGAUGACAUGCUUCCUAGAGUCAUUGUGCUUCCGGUUCCAGUUCCAGUUUACGUUCCUGUUCCCAUGAGCAUGUACAGCCAGUUCGCUCCCAAACCUCUGACCGUGCCUUUACCCCUGCCUGUGCCGAUGUUCCUGCCAGUGACGAUGAACAGCGCCGAGCGCAUCGUGGAAACCAUCCAGGAAAUCAAGCAAAAGAUCCCGUCGGAUCCGUACGAGGCGGAGCUCAUCCUGAUGGCUGAGAUGGUGGCAGAAGGAGACGAGGAAAAGAACGACAAGCCGGAGACGAGGAAAGAAAAAGCAUCGGGGAAGGAGGCAGAAAGUAAAGAGGCUCCUGCUCCGGACGAUCACAUCAGUAACUACAGCGACGAUCUGGAUACGGACGACUUGGCCAGUUUCCUGAACAACUGGGAGGAAACGUCCUCCGACGGCGCCCUGAAGCUCCCCGGCCGGCAGCUCGGCUCUGAGAAGCUGAACCCAGUUAUGGACGUCCCCGCUGUUUCGCCUUCUGAACCAGAAUCGGAACCGUUGCCGCCACCGGGCCCGCCUCCGAUGGACAUCGAAGCUGAUUUCUCCAUCGAAACCCUGGAGCGGAUGGCCCGGCUGAGAGAGCACUGCAACAAAUCCCCGAGUCCCGCGCCUGUGCCGAAACGGAGGCAAGCUCAGAGAAAAGCCAGAGACAAGAGGGGUCGUAAAUCGCAGCGGUCGUCUAAAGCCGCUGAAGAGAGUCCUCCUAGAACCUCGUCCAAGAAACCCAUUUCUGCAGAAAUCCUGAAGCUAAAGAGCGAGUACGGUAUCGACGCGUGGAAGCGUUGGAUCCAGUGGCGGCAGACUCAGCCCAACCUGGAGCAGCGUCGCUUCGGCUCGCGCCCUCUGGAGCUGAAGGAGGAUAUUCUCCGCUGCACCACAGCCGAACUCAGCUACGGUCUGUGUUGCUUCAUCACUGAGGUGAAACGACCCAACGGGGAGCCGUACUCCCCCGACAGCCUGUUCUACCUCUGCCUCGGGAUCCAGCAGUAUCUGUUUGAAAAUGGCCGUGUGGAAAACAUCUUCAUGGAUCGAUUCUACUGCAAGUUCUCCUCAGAUUUCACCAACAUGCUGAAGAGUUUCAAACCCACCGUCACCCGCCGAGGAUACAUCCAUUCCCGGGUGGAGGAGGAGUUCCUGUGGGGGUGCAAACAGCUGGGGGCGUACUCCCCCAUCGUCCUCCUCAACACUCUGCUCUUCUUCUGCUGCAAGUACUUCGGCUUCACCACGGUGGAGCAGCACCGCCAGCUUUCCUUUGCACACGUCAUGCGCUGCACCAAAACCAACCCGGACAACAGCAAGACCACCUUCCUGCGCUUCUACCCGCCCAUUCCCAUAAACGAAGCCGAGUCAGAUCCAGACGCCGUUCCAGCGAAGAGACGCAAAGAAGAGGAGAGUAAGGAGGAAAUCCUGGAGAUGAUGGAGAACACUGAGAACCCGCUCCGCUGCCCAGUUAGGCUUUACGAGUUUUACCUCUCCAAAUGCUCCGAGUCGGUCAAGCAGCGCACCAACAUGUUCUACCUUCAUCCUGAGCGUUGCUGCGUCCCUAACAGCCCCCUGUGGUUCUCCUCCACUCCUCUGGACGACGUCACCAUGGAAUCCAUGCUGACCCGCAUCCUCACCGUCAGAGAGCUGCAUCUCAGGACCAAGAAAGACCAGCAGGCGGUUUCUGACCCCACCUUUCAACCCGAAGAUGAAGAAGACUCUGACUGAUGGGGAGAACCCAAGUGACCUUUUAGUGCUGGUUCAACCGCUGGUCUAAAUGUAAAUAAACUUCAACGUUCACUACAACUUGUUCUCGGUAAUCCAGAAAAGCAUUGAGCUGCAGAAAAAUCCCAUUUCCUAAACUCUGAGCAAGAGUUGCACAUCUCCAAACGCACACCGUCUCUGCGGCCCUGAAAGAUGCAGAGCUGCAUAGUUUAAACCCUUCUCAUUGAUACGGUUUGUUUCCUUCCACGUGUUACGAUUCCUAACAUUUCAGCGAACGCAAGUCUUCUGUGUUUUAUUUUUUUUGAAAGGUAAAUGAUGGAUUUCCACACUAAAGAUCUGGAUUUAUGCAAAAGAAUUAAGUUCCCAGAACAAUGACUGAUCUUUUUCCACUUUAUCCCCCCUAAAUCAGAAAUCCUGUGAUUUUAAAGAUGAAUAAAAAUGAUCAAAUAUCUUUAAAGAUAGUGAUGCUUGUUGGUUUCCUGCUUGGUUUAGAUAAACGUUUGCUCCAAAAUACCCGAUUCAAAUGAUCGGAUUAACUCUGUUAUUAUUUUUACCUGAUCACUUGUAUAAAAAAAUAAAUCUAAAACAUGCAGGAUACUGAACUGCCUUCUCUGUUUGGGGAAAAUACAAUUCUGAGACCAUUUUUAGCCCGUUUACACUAAUAUAUGAAUCAGAUUUGAGGAAGGAUUAUAUAAAGUAUUUCAUUAUCCCAAACUGCAUUGAGACUGUGAUGAUUAAGGGGGGCGGAGUCAAACAAUGUUUGUUCUCCAAACGAUUUGAAUGUAGCUGCAGGAGUGAAGUUUGGGAAAGGAAGCUCAAAUAUUAACCCAAAACAUGAUAUUUUGCCGUUUUUUGGUAUGAGGUUUUGAUAUUUUGGGAUAUUGUCUAAUCCUCAACGAGUCCUGGGGUCAUGAUGCUGGUGAACCGCAGCAAUCUACGUGUAUCUUGGUUAUUCUAACCACCUGUCUUUAGAUUAUAGCUGUAUGUUUUCUAUUGUUUGUUCUCAUUUUUAAUAAAAUAUCAUA
Messenger RNA from Cyprinodon variegatus (sheepshead minnow), 4919 nucleotides. RefSeq names its product zinc finger, MYM-type 4 (gene zmym4). NCBI's taxonomy places the organism in Eukaryota, Metazoa, Chordata, Actinopteri, Cyprinodontiformes, Cyprinodontidae. The transcript has 25 exons. The coding region runs from base 79 to 3897 and encodes 1272 amino acids. Gene Ontology annotation, molecular function: zinc ion binding. The record is from RefSeq and is a predicted model, not a curated record.